UCUUAGUCUCUCUUCCUUCUCCGACCAUUAUGCCCCUUGUUCCCUGUGGCCAACACCUCUUCUGUCUGGGCUCCUCGAGUGGGUCGCUCCCCAUCUAGGCGAAGAUGUCAGCCCAGGAGAGUUGCCUCAGUCUUAUCAAGUACUUCCUCUUCGUUUUCAACCUCUUCUUCUUUGUACUAGGCGGCCUGAUUUUCUGCUUUGGCACCUGGAUCCUCAUUGACAAGACCAGCUUCGUGUCCUUUGUGGGCCUAUCCUUCGUACCACUGCAGACCUGGUCCAAGGUCCUGGCUGUCUCGGGUGUCCUCACCAUGGCCAUGGCCCUCCUGGGUUGUGUGGGGGCUCUGAAGGAGCUGCGCUGUCUUCUGGGCCUGUACUUCGGGAUGCUGCUGCUCCUGUUUGCCACACAGAUCACCCUGGGGAUCCUCAUCUCCACUCAGCGGAUCCGGCUGGAGCGAAGGGUACAAGAGCUGGUGUUGCAGACCAUCCACAGCUACCGCACGAACCCGGAUGAGACUGCGGCUGAAGAGAGCUGGGACUACGCGCAGUUCCAGCUGCGCUGCUGCGGCUGGCACUCUCCGCGGGAUUGGAUGAGCGCCCGCAUGCUGAGAGGGAACGAUUCUGAUGAGCCCUUCGUGCCCUGCUCCUGCUACAACUCCACGGCGACCAAUGACUCCUCGGGCUUUGAUAAGCUCUUCUUCUCCCAGAUUAGCCGGCUGGGGCCGCGGGCGAAACUGAGGCAGACCGCUGACCUAUGCGCACUCCCCGCAAAAGCCCACAUCUACCGCGAGGGCUGCGCGCAGAGCCUCCGGAAGUGGCUGCACAACAAUCUCAUCUCCAUAGUGGGAAUCUGUCUAGGAGUCGGUCUGCUUGAGGUGAGCGGGAUGGCGCUGUGUCUGCAGCUACAUCGUAGAGCUUUCAGCCGAGAGCCGGUGCUGCCGCUGUCGGGAGCCGAGGGUUCGAGCCCUAUUCCCGGGCCAAGCGCUGAGGGCAGCGGCGGGCGCUGGGGCGGGCUUAGCAGCAGCAGCAGCGGACGCAGCAGCACCCCAUGGGGCACCAGGGGCAUGGCGGGUGCCUGCCCCACGUGGGGGGACAAGGCUCCACAAGGCAAGCUACCCAUGGCUCUGGGGCCCUGGCCGUUGUGGGAUGCAGACGAGGAGCCGCCCGAGACGGAGAGCUCGGGCGCUGAGGUGGAGGUCGGGGCACACGCGGAGACGGCCGAGUCUCCGGAAUAAAGUCCCGUGGGCCUGCC
Peromyscus californicus insignis is the source of this 1249-nucleotide messenger RNA. RefSeq names its product CD37 molecule (gene Cd37). Gene Ontology annotation, cellular component: membrane. Bases 105 to 1232 code for a protein of 375 amino acids. The transcript has 8 exons. The record is from RefSeq and is a predicted model, not a curated record. Lineage: Eukaryota; Metazoa; Chordata; Mammalia; Rodentia; Cricetidae.